GCUUAUGUUAUCCUGCUCUGAGUAACGUUAUCUGGUGUGAAGCCGCUUUAUCGCUCUAUCGCGGAACUCUUGAUUAAUGACAUUGGAUCAUCGAUAAACCGUGAUCCUUGGACUAGACAGAGGAUUUAAACAGACACCCGUGAUAUUGCGCCAUAUUCCAGUAGUUAGUUAGCAUCUCUAGCUGCAGUCUCUACCGUCAUGACGCUAACGUUACACGGCUAACUGACCUCAGAGAAAUAACUGCUAACCAACAUGCCGUUUUACUUUCUUUAACCGAUAAAGUGGAUUCACCCGGAUGCUUGCUGAACACAAACACGCUGGACUAUUUAAACUGUCAGAUAUUGUUUUGACGCAGAAAUUGUUUUGAGAAGAAGUUAGCCUGGUUAGCUUUGGGCAGGCGCUUGUGGUGUUACUUCACAUACAGCAGCUGUUUGUACAGAAACUUUCGUAUUUCAGCGUAUAAUUCAGUUGUCGUGUAUGUUUGGAUACUAGUGCAGUGUUGUAUCAGUAAGUAGCAGGCUUGAGUCUCACGUAAGCUGUAUGAGUGUGUGAUAGAUGAGAGUGAGAUGCAGUGGUGGUGAGGAAGAGCUCAAUGCCUUGUGUGCUGGAGGAUGAUGCGGAUGAGCUGGAUGAUCACAGUCAUUAACAGAAGAAUGAUGAAGAUCCUGAUCGCCCUCGCUCUCAUUGCCUACAUCGCCUCUGUCUGGGGAACCUACGCAAAUAUGAGGUCUAUACAGGAACAUGGAGAAAUGAAGGUUGAGCAGAGGAUAGAUGAGGCAGUGGCACCUCUCAGGGAGAAGAUACGAGAACUUGAGCUUAGUUUUACCCAGAAGUACCCACCUGUGAAAUUCCUAUCUGAGAAGGACCGAAAGAGGAUUUUGAUCACCGGUGGGGCAGGAUUCGUGGGCUCGCACCUCACUGAUAAGCUGAUGAUGGAUGGUCAUGAAGUGACAGUGGUGGAUAAUUUCUUCACUGGCCGCAAGCGCAAUGUAGAGCACUGGAUCGGCCAUGAGAACUUUGAGCUGAUCAACCAUGAUGUGGUGGAGCCUCUCUAUAUUGAAGGAUUGGCCAAGCGAGUCGGAGCUCGUUUGCUCCUCGCCUCCACUUCAGAAGUGUAUGGAGACCCAGAGGUGCACCCCCAGAAUGAGGAAUACUGGGGUCAUGUGAACCCUAUUGGCCCCCGGGCCUGUUAUGAUGAAGGGAAACGUGUUGCUGAGACGAUGUGUUACGCCUACAUGAAACAGGAAGGAGUAGAGGUGAGAGUGGCUCGGAUCUUCAACACCUUCGGGUCUCGCAUGCACAUGAAUGAUGGGAGAGUGGUCAGUAAUUUCAUUCUGCAGGCUUUACAGGGAGAGCCGCUGACGGUUUACGGUUCAGGUUCUCAGACAAGAGCUUUCCAGUAUGUGAGUGAUCUGGUGAAUGGCCUGGUGUCCCUGAUGAACAGUAACAUCAGUAGUCCAGUUAACCUGGGCAAUCCAGAGGAACACACUAUACUAGAGUUUGCACAGCUUAUUAAGAGUCUAGUUGUGAGCCGCAGUCAUAUUCAGUUCCUUCCAGAAGCACAGGAUGAUCCACAGAGAAGACGGCCAGAUAUCCGCAAGGCCAAAAUGCUUCUGGGCUGGGAACCUGUGGUGCCACUGGAGGAAGGCUUGAACAAAACCAUCCAGUACUUCAGCAGAGAGCUGGAGCAUCAAGCCAACAAUCAGUAUAUACCCAAACCCAAAGCUGCACGGAUGAAAAAAGGAAGACCCAGACACAACUGAUGAAUUGUGUUGAUCUCAGGGAUGCUGGGAUACUGAAGGACCUUAGACGUCCAGCAACCAU
Sinocyclocheilus rhinocerous is the source of this 1824-nucleotide messenger RNA. It is a transcript of the gene uxs1, whose product is annotated as UDP-glucuronate decarboxylase 1. Lineage: Eukaryota; Metazoa; Chordata; Actinopteri; Cypriniformes; Cyprinidae. The transcript is spliced from 14 exons. Gene Ontology annotation, biological process: D-xylose metabolic process. The record is from RefSeq and is a predicted model, not a curated record. The coding region runs from base 612 to 1763 and encodes 383 amino acids. Gene Ontology annotation, molecular function: NAD+ binding; UDP-glucuronate decarboxylase activity. Gene Ontology annotation, cellular component: cytoplasm.